GUAGACGUUUGGUCGCGGUGGUAUAUACACGUCGGUAACCGCAUGAAACCUUCGGUGCGUAAACUUUUGUGACAAAGUGGCUUAGUGAUAAAAAAAUUCGUUAUUUAGGAACUCUACAAAGACUACAAUAGACUAUUCAUCUAAGGUGAAAUAAUUUGAAAUUGGAAGGUAUUUUUUGGAUGACGAAAGUCCGCUAAUAUUUAUGAUGUGAUUUAAAUUUGGUAAUAAACACUUCAAAAUGGAGAGCUGGAUUAAGGAGGGAAUUUUUUUGUUGUUGGUGGUACUUUGUAAAGCCGCAGUUUUACCACCACCAUGGGCAGAUGUUCAAAGUAACCCUUGUGCUGCACAUCCUCGGGGCUGGUUAAUGUUAUAUUGGCCUAGUGACGGAAAAUGCUACACGAUUUAUAAGAAAGGGCACCCGUGUCCCGACACUCAAGAACUAAGUCCAGGAAAACGUGGGGCAAUGACAGUUGCCGAAUGCAAGUGCCCCCCUGGUACUGCUCAAUUGCCCCACUCUACAACUUGUCACAAGCUCUUUGAGAGGGGACCCUGUAGGACUGGCGAGUACUUUGCCCCCGUGGAGGAAACCUUCAAAAAGAGAGGUGAACGUCAAGGCAUCUGCGUAAGGCCGAAGCAAUGCGCUGACGAGACCUUGGUCUACUGGCCACCGGAUGACCACUGUUACUAUAGGAUGACUCAGGGGCCGUGCUUUUUAGGUUCCAUUUUACAAGUUGGGAAGGAUGGCCUUGCGAACUGUACGUGUACAAAAGACAGUUCUAAUUACUGGGCCGCAGAUGACAGCUGUUACGCGCACUACUCGCGUGGUCCAUGCGAAAUGGGGCAGCUUUUUCUUCCUGGCUCGAAGUGUGGUUGCGCAUCACAUCUUCCACAUUAUCAUAAUCAGACUGAGGGGUGUUAUGAAUUAGAUUCCACCGGACCAUGUCCCAAAGGCCAUACGUUUUCGAUAACGGAAGUGACCUCUAAAGGCUCCCAUGCCGAGUGCAAAUGCAAAUCGUUUCAUGCGCGUGCGACGGACGGGGCCUGCUACCGGAUGUACACAAGGGGACCGUGUGCUCAGGAUGAGAUGAUUAUGAGAGAUGGACGCUGUACUAAGGUGCCGUGUGCCAGAGGCCGUCUUUAUUCUCCAAAGCGCCGUCGCUGUUAUCGGCCUGGAGCCACAGAACCGUGUCCCUUAGGCGAAGUCUUGUCUUUCGACUUUGAGGCUCGACCGGCAGUAGAUGGAUUGAGUCAUAACGGGGUCUGCGCUUGUGGACCUGGGAGUAUGUGCCUUCGGAAGAAGGUGAUAACGUGUUUAUCGAAGCCCGGAGCAGCGAUAUAUGGAAACACGUGCCAUAUUUUACACACACAGGGUCCUUGUUCGGAGGGAGCUUGGCUUGUUAGAGAUAACACUGGGAGUGUCAAAUGUCAAUGUCGUCCUGACACUUAUUGCACAGAACUUAGCUGACAACCAAUGCUUAAAGGAUUAAUUUGAGAUACUGUUUAAAGGUAUAAUGUCUUCCUAGCCAAAUUAUAAUAAAAAUUAAACGGGUUGAAAUGCAUUUUUUAGAAAAUUCUCCAACUGUAUAAGAAAGUCAGACUCCUCAUUAUAAACUUGUCGACAUGUUUAUAAUAAAAAAAACCCGCAACCUAUCUGUUGUAAGAUUAAGUGCUCUUUUCUAGGAUCUGUGUAGAGCGGGGUCAUAGUACCGGUGCCGCCCACUCGGAUCCGUGCGAGCGACACCUUCAAUUUUUUAAACCACUGCCAUUCCUAGUCCUCGGAUCCUAGUAUUCGGCACCCAAUGUACUGUAUGCCACUCGGAUCCGAAAAAUGUUUUUUUCAAUAAAAUAUUUUCAAACAUUCAUAUUUACUUAAUCAUAAUUUGCCAUAAAAAGUUUUGGGUUCCGAUUAUUGGUGUUAAACGCGUGAUUUGUAUUUAUUGAAAUUAUAGCGUGUGAAAUAAUUGACUGAAACUAUAGUUUGCUUAGUUUUUUACUGUCCCGUAUAAGUGUUAAUAUAUAGAAACUCAGACAGAGGCUGAUCUUACGUAAUGUGAACAGAAACACAAAUAUGGCCACCACUGAUUUUGUAAUUAUUAAUGUAAUAUCACUAAAAGUAUACCAUUCCAAUAGAUUUAAUAGGUACAAAAAAUUUGUGUUUAAGAUGAUUAAUACACAUAUUUUGUUUAUAUUCCACAUAUUUUAUACCACUUUGGUUUAGUGUGUUAAAUGUAAUAUUUUCAAAUAAUGUAAAUCGUAUAGCGACAGUUUGAUUGAUAUAUAUUGGAAUGUAUGUAGUAAAUAAGGUUAAUAAUAUAUUUAUUAUGAUCUCGAUAAAUUAAACA
Messenger RNA from Pieris rapae (cabbage white), 2342 nucleotides. RefSeq lists its product as uncharacterized. The record is from RefSeq and is a predicted model, not a curated record. Lineage: Eukaryota; Metazoa; Arthropoda; Insecta; Lepidoptera; Pieridae. The coding region runs from base 239 to 1465 and encodes 408 amino acids. The transcript is spliced from 8 exons.